Molecule: messenger RNA, 1287 nt
Organism: Cucurbita pepo subsp. pepo (vegetable marrow)
Lineage: Eukaryota; Viridiplantae; Streptophyta; Magnoliopsida; Cucurbitales; Cucurbitaceae
Product: isocitrate dehydrogenase [NAD] regulatory subunit 1, mitochondrial-like
Biological process (GO): tricarboxylic acid cycle; isocitrate metabolic process
Cellular component (GO): mitochondrion
Molecular function (GO): isocitrate dehydrogenase (NAD+) activity
Source: RefSeq, a predicted model, not a curated record
CUCUCUCUCUCUCUCUCUCUCUCUCUCUCUCUCAUCUUCUCCAUUUUCACCUCUCUAUGGCUGCCCGCAGCGCCUUUCCGAUCAUAUGCCGCCUCGCCUCCCCUUACCGGAGCCGUUUUCAGCUUUCCCCUUUCAAUCUAUUCUCCGACGCCCGAUCCGUCACCUACAUGCCGAGGCCUGGAGAUGGAGCUCCGCGCGCGGUCACUCUCAUUCCUGGAGACGGAAUCGGUCCUCUGGUGACUAAUGCGGUUGAGCAAGUGAUGGAGGCGUUGCACGCUCCUGUCUACUUUGAACGCUACGAUGUCCAUGGUAAUAUGAAGCAGGUUCCUCGCGAGGUAAUGGAGUCUAUUUUUAAGAAUAAGGUGUGUUUGAAAGGCGGCUUGAUGACUCCGAUGGGCGGUGGUGUUAGUUCUCUCAAUGUGCAACUGAGGAAGGAGCUCGACUUGUAUGCCUCGCUUGUUAAUUGUUUCAAUUUCCCUGGAUUGCUUACGCGUCAUGAGAAUGUUGAUAUUGCCGUCAUUAGGGAGAACACCGAGGGUGAAUACGCUGGCCUCGAGCAUGAGGUUAUUCCUGGCGUCGUCGAAAGCCUCAAGGUGAUUACAAAGUUCUCCUCAGAACGCAUUGCCAAAUAUGCAUUCGAGUAUGCUUAUCUGAACAACAGGAAGAAAGUGACGGCUGUACACAAAGCCAAUAUCAUGAAACUUGCAGAUGGGUUGUUUUUGGAGUCUUGCAGGGAAGUGGCAACCCAAUAUCCUAUUAUCCAAUACAAUGAGGUUAUUGUUGACAACUGUUGUAUGCAGCUUGUUUCAAAACCCGAGCAAUUUGAUGUAAUGGUGACUCCCAACCUUUAUGGAAAUCUAGUAGCAAACACUGCAGCUGGACUUGCUGGAGGCACUGGUCUCAUGCCAGGAGGCAACGUGGGGGCAGAUCAUGCCAUAUUUGAGCAAGGAGCUUCAGCGGGGAACGUGGGGAAUGAGAAAAUAGUGGAGCAAAAGAAAGCCAACCCAGUUGCUUUGCUGCUGUCUUCAGCCAUGAUGCUGAGGCACCUUCAGUUUCCUUCAUUCGCCGACAGGCUUGAGAAUGCUGUGAAACGGGUGAUCAUGGAGGACAAGUGCAGGACUAAGGAUCUUGGUGGGAACUGCACCACCCAAGACGUUGUCGAUGCUGUCAUUGCCUUCUUGGACUGACACUGCCUUUUCCAGCUCACUUUCCACCCUCCCAGGUUCUAUUUAUUUAAUUCAUUCUAUUAGUUUUGAAAUUCUUUGUCAAAUAACGUGAGGUUAUUUG